Messenger RNA from Suricata suricatta (meerkat), 3826 nucleotides. It is a transcript of the gene WIPI2, whose product is annotated as WD repeat domain, phosphoinositide interacting 2. NCBI's taxonomy places the organism in Eukaryota, Metazoa, Chordata, Mammalia, Carnivora, Herpestidae. The coding region runs from base 201 to 1403 and encodes 400 amino acids. The record is from RefSeq and is a predicted model, not a curated record. The transcript is spliced from 12 exons. Gene Ontology annotation, molecular function: phosphatidylinositol-3-phosphate binding; phosphatidylinositol-3,5-bisphosphate binding; protein binding. Gene Ontology annotation, biological process: protein localization to phagophore assembly site; protein lipidation; nucleophagy. Gene Ontology annotation, cellular component: cytosol; extrinsic component of membrane; phagophore assembly site membrane.
AGGCGCGCAGGGCGUCCCGGCUCCGGAGCAUAAACAAGAGCGGGCACGGGAUGAGGCGACGGUUGAUCCCCGGGCAGCCAGCUGCAGCCAGCGAGGCGGUGAGCGGGGCCGGGCGCCGACCCUGAGCGCACCCGACUCGCCCUCCCGCGCGCGAGCCCUCGGCCGGGGCCACCCUCCCGCCCGCCCGCCGCGCGCCCACCAUGAACCUGGCGAGUCAGAGUGGCGAGGCCGGCGCCGGCCAGCUGCUCUUCGCCAACUUCAACCAAGACAACACGUCCCUAGCUGUUGGUAGUAAGUCCGGUUAUAAAUUUUUCUCCCUUUCUUCUGUGGAUAAGCUGGAACAGAUCUAUGAAUGCACUGACACUGAAGAUGUGUGCAUCGUAGAAAGAUUGUUUUCAAGCAGCUUGGUGGCCAUCGUUAGCCUCAAAGCCCCACGGAAGCUGAAGGUCUGCCACUUUAAGAAAGGCACGGAGAUCUGCAACUACAGCUACUCCAACACCAUCCUGGCCGUGAAGCUCAACAGACAGAGGCUGAUCGUGUGCCUGGAGGAGUCUCUCUAUAUACACAACAUCCGGGACAUGAAGGUGCUGCACACGAUCAGGGAGACCCCUCCAAACCCUGCAGGCUUGUGCGCGCUCUCGAUAAACAACGACAACUGUUACUUGGCUUACCCUGGCAGUGCGACCAUCGGAGAGGUGCAGGUCUUCGACACCAUCAACUUGAGGGCUGCGAACAUGAUCCCGGCUCAUGACAGUCCUUUGGCAGCGCUGGCAUUCGAUGCCAGUGGAACCAAGCUGGCCACCGCCUCAGAGAAGGGGACCGUGAUUAGGGUGUUCUCCAUUCCAGAGGGACAAAAACUCUUUGAGUUCCGGAGAGGAGUUAAGAGGUGUGUGAGCAUCUGCUCCCUGGCCUUCAGCAUGGAUAGCAUGUUCCUGUCUGCGUCCAGCAACACGGAGACUGUGCACAUCUUCAAACUCGAGACUGUGAAAGAAAAACCUCAAGAGGAGCCUACCACCUGGACUGGCUACUUUGGCAAAGUGCUCAUGGCGUCCACCAGCUACCUGCCCUCCCAAGUAACUGAAAUGUUCAACCAGGGCAGAGCCUUUGCCACAGUGCGCCUGCCUUUCUGUGGCCACAAGAACAUCUGCUCGCUGGCCACAAUUCAGAAGAUCCCUCGGCUGCUGGUGGGAGCAUCCGACGGGUACUUGUACAUGUACAACCUGGACCCUCAGGAGGGAGGCGAGUGCACCCUGAUGAAGCAGCACAAGCUGGACGGCAGCAUGGAGACAACCAAUGAAAUCUUAGACUCGGCCUCUCACGACUGCCCCCUAGUGGCGCAGACCUACGGCACGGCUGUUGCCACUGGUACUCACUUGCCUUCGUCCCCGAGCAGACUUGAUUGAAACAACCGCAGAUACCUCAGACUCUGCAUUCCAGACCAAGGCACCUCGCAGGUAACGUUCAGAGGCCGUUUAGAUGGAGGUGGCAGCAUAAAGGAUCGCGUAGAUUUUUUUGGAAUGGUGACAGUUAAGGGUAGAAAUGAAAAGGUGGAACUGUUUGCCCCUCCCUCUUCCCUUUGUCGAGCUUUUGAACCAAGGAGGGAGGAAGGGCAGAGGUGUCUGCUGUGGGUUGUGUGUGUCUGGUCUCAGCAGCCGCGUAACCCGGAGAAGCGGGGGAGGGUGCCAGCUCUGAGUGCCUGACCUUAAGGUCCACCCACAGGCCUGUGGCUGCGCGUCCAGCGGGUCAGGUGAAAGCCUGGGUGCCAGGGGCGCCCAGAGUAAGCUCUGGCUGGCAGAAAUCUCUAGAAAUGCCAGUUGGGACGGCAGGUGCAGGUGCUGUAUUAGUCGGAGCUGAAGGUAGAAUAUGCUUUCCCCUGGAGGCUGGAGGCUGGAAGCUGGCCUGCAGUCAGGUGUGACGGGUGUGGGUCUGCUGGGCCCCACGCAGGACACGCCUGCCACGUCAGGCCCUCGCUGUUCCCCCUGGAACAAGGCGUUGUGCUCCAGGCCUCCUUUGGUGACGCAUUCGGCAAAUGUUCAAGGGGAAGCCAGUGUCAGACGCCCGUGUGGCGGACGAGGGGCCCUGCUUCCCAGAGAGAGCUGCCUUCCCUGCCGUGUAUGCAGUGCUGCCUGGCUGGGUGCCUGCUCGCUGGCUCCCAUGCCAGGGGCUGCGUGAGGAGUCCAAUGGGUUCUGCGGUUCCUCCUGGCCAGGAGUGCACGGCUCCAUCUAUCUGUGUGAUUGGUGGUCCUGUCAGCAGCCGUCUCCUCAGUGGUGGGACAGACACUGGGGAAAGGUGGCCUGAGUGGCUGUGACCAUCGCCGCCUGCCCAGCCUAAAGGGGCACCCACAGGGCUGGCCAGGUGCUGCUUUGUGCCCAGGCAUCAACAGGCCGGAGGCGCGCAGGGGACACUGGGGAGGAGAGACCCAGAAGAAGCCGCUGAGAGGCGUGGUAGCAGGACUUGCCGCCGCGCCAGAAGCUCAGCUGGGACUGGACCCUGGCUGUACCCGACACGGCACUGACUGCUGAACUCCAGGCCAUAAUGCCAGUGGUAACUUUUUAUCGAGUCCUAGCUUUCCAAGCUUCCCAAGGAAUCACGGGGUAGGAACCAACACCUGGAAACCUACGUCACGGCCCUGUGUGGACUGGGACCAAACGCUUUGUGCUUUCUAGAACAGUAAGAGCCACAGGCAGGUUGAAGCUAGAGCCCAAGACUCCCAUGGCAGCCCCUGAUUUAGCCCCUUCCUGUCGGCGUGGCCCGGGUGUGCCCGGGGCCUCAGGCUCCCGUACCAGACUGCAGGAGCGUCCCUGCCUUGCGGGGCCACUGCCUACACGGGCCAUGUGUGCCGCAGACACCCGGUUAACUUUGAAAUAGAGCCUGGUCUGACCGAAUGGAACCAACGGUUCUUCCUCGGUUCUUGUUGGUGAACGCCGAGCUGGCAGGAAAGGCAAAGUAACACUGUGACUAUAAGGCCCAGUCAAGGUCACAUGGCUCCAUCCCCCGCCUUUCCCACUCCCAGAUCCCAGGACCCCAAGCCUAAGUGGGUCUUGGGUUGGAGGGUAGCUGGGAGAGACUGUCCAUGGUCACCCUGCUCCACCAGCGCGGGCCACCAACUCCUGCCUGUCCCGCUCCCUGCCUGCCAAGGAGGGGGUUCCCGGGCUUUGGGGGGGGCGGGAUGGUGGGUCACAUACAGAAAGGACUAGAUGUGCUCAGGUCACAGCGUAACAGAGGGAAACAGGCCAGUCGGUGGCGGGAGUGGAGUCUGUGCGGCCGCCUGCCAGGGUGUGUUUGGGCCAUGCUGGUUCAGUUCUGUGUGUUGCCUGUCCCAUGUGUGUGUGGGUCCUGUCUUGUGCAUGCAGGGAAUGACAGGAGCCCUCAUCUAAAAUGUGUCCGUGACACGGUAGCUAGCGCAGCUGAAAACCCAAAUACGCUCUUUUACAAGUGUACUUAGUUUUCAAGCUAACGGCUGACAGGUGGGGGAGUUGGUGCCUGGGUUCUGUGGUGUCAGGGACGUACGAAGAGGGGGUUCAAGCCGCUGUAUUCUGUGGGGGAGGAGUGCUUCCUAUAGAAUUCUUAAGUGAAUAACUGCUUUCUUACUGGAAAUAACGACAACAGCGCUCAUUGCCAGGCAGGUCUCACGGAUGUAUAUUUGGGCUCCUACCAGGGCCUAACCCUUGGCCCAUAUUGUACCUUUUCAUUCUGUGGAUUUUGUGAAGCACAAAAAAAAUUGGAUUUUGAGGCGUGGCCAGCCCUUCUUAUCCUUCCCUGAUAUCUGAACAGGAAAGUCUUGAAUUUGGAAAAAUUAAAUCUUUUUAAAGCUCAGAAUUUAAA